CCACAGGAGGGGAACGGUUUGCCCAUUCUGAAUGGGAUUGUUCCGAUGGUUCCCGCGUUCCCAGGAAUGAAAGCUCGAAUCGACCAAUUCGUCCACCCUGGCAUCUGGCAUACGCACGAUGACUUGGAACGUAUGAGGAUCGGAGUCGAGGGUGGUGAAGAUCCCCACGCGUCGGCCUUUGUCAAGUUUAGCGUAGAUUUAUACUCGGCUUCUAAUGUAAGAAUUCCAGCUAAGGCCUCACAACUUCAUUCUUCCAUCUGAUAAGACGUCAAGUAUAGUAUGCAAGGGCCCAAACAAGUCAUCUGUCGAGGAUCAUGCAGCAAUUAUACA
Molecule: messenger RNA, 330 nt
Organism: Daldinia vernicosa
Lineage: Eukaryota; Fungi; Ascomycota; Sordariomycetes; Xylariales; Hypoxylaceae
Exons: 1
Coding region: 46-261 (71 amino acids)
Source: RefSeq, a predicted model, not a curated record